Messenger RNA from Galendromus occidentalis (western predatory mite), 1777 nucleotides. RefSeq names its product cytochrome P450 4c3. The transcript has 9 exons. Gene Ontology annotation, molecular function: monooxygenase activity; iron ion binding; heme binding. NCBI's taxonomy places the organism in Eukaryota, Metazoa, Arthropoda, Arachnida, Mesostigmata, Phytoseiidae. Bases 63 to 1631 code for a protein of 522 amino acids. The record is from RefSeq and is a predicted model, not a curated record.
UGUUUCCACGAGUGAUAUUUGAGGAAGAAAUUAUUCGAGUGUGGAUCAACAGCCCGGGAGCGAUGCAAUCUGCGAGCGUGGUCGCAACGCUCCUCUCGACGAUAUGUCUCGGCGUACUGGUACUGUACGUUUUCCAUCUACUGCGGCGAAAAUACUUUGAGCACAAAAUGAAACUCCCGGGUUUGCGUCCAGAGUGGUGGAAUCCCUUCGGCAUAGAGUACGAGCUCUGGAAUAUGAUGCGAGACAAUGGAUAUAAUGGCGGGCAAGCAAUCUUCAACUUCCUUCUGAGAGUCACCCGGGAGUUCAAGGAGUACCCGACGUUUAUGGGCUGGGUUUUUCAUGUGCCCAUAUUGUUCGUUACUACUCCUGAAUCGAUGGAAUUCGUUAUGAGCUCAACGACUCUCAUCGAGAAGUCGCGCUUCUAUGAACUUCUCCAUGAUUGGUUGGGCACCGGUCUCCUCACGAGCGAAGGGGCAAAAUGGCGAACCCGAAGGAAAAUGCUCACUCCUGCGUUCCACUUCAAAAUCCUGGAGGAUUUCUUAGACGUUUUCAACGAGCAAGGGAUUAUUCUCGCCGACAAGCUCAAGGGGAGGAGCAGGACUGGGGAAAUGUUCGACGUCACGAAGGAUGUCACCAGCUGUACUCUGGACAUCAUCUGCGAGACGGCAAUGGGAGUUCGGAUCGGGGCCCAGACUAAUCCCGAAUCGGAUUACGUGAAGUCCUUGUAUACGCUCGGCGAGUCUUUCAUGGAUAGGAGCUUCGCGCCGUACUACUGGACGAAGCCUGCAUACAAGUUGUCUCGCAAGGGACGAGAGUUCUUCAAGAGUAUCGAUACAAUGCAGAGUUUCACCAUGAAGGUCAUCCGAGAGCGUCGAGCUGAAAUACAGAACACCUUAGAAAACGACAAGUCCACCGACAACGACAUAGGUCGGAAAACGCGGAAGCCAUUCCUAAAUCUGCUCCUGGAAAGGCACAUCAAGGAGGGUGACCUCAGCUUAGAGGAUAUCCAGGAAGAAGUUGACACAUUCAUGUUCGAAGGGCACGAUACUACAGCUAUGGGAAUCUCUUGGACUCUGUUUUUGUUGGCGCAGAAUCCCGAGGCUCAGCGGAGGGUUUACGAGGAGUUGGAGGAGAUUUUCCGCGGGGAUCAGAAGCGGCACGCGACCAAUGAAGACCUGGCCAGGAUGAAAUACCUCGAGUGCUGCAUCAAGGAAUCUCAGAGACUCUACCCUUCGGUCCCCUUUAUCGGAAGGAAAUUCACGACGGAUACCGAAUUCAAGAAAAAAACCAUUCCCGCUGGCACGCAAGCGCUUUUGGUAAUAUUCACGCUCCACCGAGACGAAAAAACGUUUCCUGACCCAGAGAGAUUUGAUCCGGACAGAUUCCUACCCGAGAAUUGCGAAGGCCGACAUCCAUAUGCUUACGUUCCCUUCUCGGCCGGUCCGAGAAACUGCAUUGGUCAGAAAUUCGCCAUGAUGGAAGAGAAGGUCGUACUUUCCUGGGUAUUCAGGAAAGUCGCUCUUGAGACCAACCUUCGUCGCGAAGAUCUUCGCGUCGCCGGAGAGCUAGUCACGCGGUCACUGAACGGGCUUAGUCUGAAAUCGAAAGCUCUCCAGGAUACGGUCAUAUGAUUUAGAUACCUGCUACGGAGAUACGAAUGAUAUCCCGGGUCGCUGAAACUCGCGCGGUGCGAGCCAAUCAGCGGACUCGCAAUCGAGAGAUAUUCAAACACGGUGUAGUUCCUCCAAAUACCAUGAAAUGCAAAGCAUAAUAUUCC